Messenger RNA from Rhagoletis pomonella (apple maggot), 1936 nucleotides. RefSeq lists its product as uncharacterized. The record is from RefSeq and is a predicted model, not a curated record. NCBI's taxonomy places the organism in Eukaryota, Metazoa, Arthropoda, Insecta, Diptera, Tephritidae. Bases 1059 to 1616 code for a protein of 185 amino acids. The transcript is spliced from 2 exons. Gene Ontology annotation, molecular function: nucleic acid binding; zinc ion binding.
AAGGACGUAAUUAACAUUGUCGCUGAAAUGCAAAAAAAGCUACAACUAACGAAAAUUUUUAAUUGCAUAAAAAGAUGAGGGGAAUUAUUAUUCGAUCAAAUGCAUUGUAAUCAAUCAAAAAGUGAAUUUUAUUUUUAGUUAGUUAAUUAACUUACCCUAACAUUAUAAGUGUUAGCACUAUUUUAAAUUAUAAGUCAUCUACACCACCCGUUGUAUAAGCAGGUUUUAGAUAUUGAGAUAAAUGAACUACCCUGUUACAUCUGUCAAGUCGACCAUGACUUUUUCUCUUUUCCGGUGUACCAGCAACAGCGCAAGGAAGUGAAAUAAGAAAAAUAAAAAAUCUGAUUUUAUAAAAGACAUCAUUUUUCUGUAAUUUUUGCGAUUACGACCUUAAGGUGUGCGGUGUAAAUCCCAAUACCCAUCUAAGCAAAAUAUUUUCUAAAAAUGCCGUCAACAAGGAAUAAUCCUGGAAAAGUGAACACCGCUGUCGCUACCACCACCGCUGAAAAGAUGACUGCCGCUCACACUGCUGUUUCCAUCGCUGAAAAUUUGGGCGAUGGAUCGCUUACGACCGCUGCACCCUACGCCAAAGCCACCAUAUGAAGCCAACCCCUAACUACGACGACCACUGUGAACGUGGCUUCUGUUUCAGCCACACUAGAAACUGCAACCACAAUGUGGUUGGUUUUGCUGGGGCAUCAAUUGGAAGUGCCAGUCCAUCGAACCAAUCCGAAGAAUCUGGUCGAAUAGAGGAAUAACUCAGAAUCUUGAGGCUACGCCGGGAAAUAGCUGAGCUGGAGAGUCAGUGCAAUUAUAUUACGCCCAGAAAUCAUAUAAAUUUCGAGGAGUUGGAAGCUGCCGUGCCCAAGUUCAGUGGCGAUUACCAUCGCGAUAUCAAUAAGUGGUUCAUACAAUUUGAAGACUAUGCAGAAGCAAACAAUCUCAGCGAGAGAUAUAAGUGCCUGGCCCUACGCCGUUGUAAGACGGGAAGAGCCAAGGAGUGCGUUCUUAACCACGGUCUUACUGAUUAUGACAGUUUCAGGACACUACUGCAAACAAUGUUCCAUCGCCGGGCUACUAGGCAAGAAAUUUACCGUCAGCUGCGAGCACUCAAAUUGAAGUCCUACGAGUCUUGUAUUGCUUACGCGGUGGCUAUGCAAUCUAUUGCGUCGAAGAUGGACCUGGAAGAAGAACUUGUUGACAAAAUAAUCGAUGGCAUACCAGACAGCAGCAAUAAAAUUUCCAUUUUGUACGGUGCCCACUCGGCUAAGGAGCUUAAUCGGCGUAUGGAUCGUUACGAACAACGGCGUUCGACGUUCUCUGCGUCCAGGUCCUCAGCUAAAGUCGUCGCACGCAAAACUACACCCAAGUCUACUACUGCGGUCGCCGGGGAUCUAACCUCAAUACGCUGCUACAACUGCUCGCAAUUUGGACAUUACCAGAGCAGCUGCCCAAAGCCGACCAGACCUGCAGGAUCUCGCUUCACCUGUCACCAAAUGGGGCACCAGCACAAUAAUUGCCCUAAGAAGAGGAGCCGACCCACUCAAGUAGCUGCGGUGUCCGAAGAAAUUUCCAACGAUGAUGAUUACCUAGAUGUUAAGCAAUGGUCCGAUUAGUUUGAUGCAAAGAUCAAGCACCCCAAAAUGCACUAAAUUAUCAUUUUACAAAUUUCCAACAAAAUUUAUCGGCAUCGGCAAACGCAGAAUAUACUUAUUUGGCACAGUAUUGUGCGCGGUAAGACUUCGUGAUAAAACUCGAUGCAUUCAAAUGAUGAUAGUUCCGGAUAACACAAUAACUACCCCUCUGAUACUCGGUCGCGACUUCAUGAAAAUAUUUAAUAUAUAUUUAAAACAAGUGAAUAAGAAUAAUAAACAUGAAUUCCAGUUUUUGUUGUAUAUCUAAAUUAAAUAAAGUUGAUAUUAGUUAUAAUGUAAAA